Messenger RNA from Macrosiphum euphorbiae (potato aphid), 417 nucleotides. The record is from the annotation of a GenBank genome assembly. Lineage: Eukaryota; Metazoa; Arthropoda; Insecta; Hemiptera; Aphididae.
AUGAGUCUAAACAUUUGCAGCAGAGAAGCCAUAAAAAUCAUGGAGGAAAUACAAAUCAAAGAGGGUCACAUAAUAAAUAUUAACAGUGUUGGAGGUCAUUACCAAUUUCCAUUUAUGAAGGAUAUUGCAAUUUACAGCGCUACCAAACAUACCGUUACUAUAAUCACAGAGAGUUUAAGAGAAUUGAUGGGCAUGAAAAAUUUACCCGUCAGAGUCACGAGCAUCAGUCCGGGUGGAGUAGAAACCGAAAUGACUCAGGAGCUCAGCAAAUUGGAAGGAUUUAAAAUGUUGAAAUCUAUUGACAUUGCUGAAGCUAUUAUGUAUGCUUUGAGUACUCCGCAACGCGUUAACGUAGCUGAAAUCAUCAUAAGACCAACACAUGAGAAUACAUUAAGUUUAAUCAAGAAUUUUAUAUAG